ACAAAAAACUGAAAACAUGUUCAAAAUGUUCUACAUUUUCGUUAAGCUCCGCCCCUCGGUCUGACGACCAAUGAAAAAUUCAUCACAAGUAAGAUUGGGACUGGUGGGUGGGGCUUAAUCUUUGACUUUCUUUCUUAAUAUUUUUGCACAGUAAAUGCGUAGUCUACAACUUCCAAAAUUAUAUUUUCUAAUCAGUUGAUUGACAGGCAGAUUUGCACCUUAUUCCCGAUAUUUUCUGGUAAUCUGAUAGCGCUUAAGACGCUCUCUUAGUAUAGGAGCGCGGUCAAAAUCGAUACACAACAGAGUAUAAAAUAUCAAACUACAACGAAUUUGACAGUUCGCGUCAACCCAACUCCAAGAUUCUCCACUAAUCACCCGCAUUUGUGUAUUAAGGAAAAAUCCAUGCCCCACUUUAAGUCAUCAAUGCCAUCACCUUUCUAAUCACCCAUUGAUUACGCUUAAUGUACAUUCAUUUUCAGAUCCACAUUUUUUUAGACCGCCAUCUGAAGCGUCAAAGCGCAUCUCCUGCCCGAUCAAGCAACUCCUCGCAACUAAUUUAUUUCGUCUCGCCUCCAACCAUCUGCAUCUCAAAUCCAACACAAACAAUAACAAUAAACACGCUUAAUCUCUGAACUUUAACACCGUAAACCUCGACUUAGUUCGGUCGAGCUAACCGCAGAAUGUGGAACAAAAUCGCAAUAACCUUGUUAGUCCUGACCAAAUUAAAACAGGUGCAUUGUAUCGACGAUUGUUCAUCGCUAAGAACCUGCCAGCAGUGCAUGCAUGCACCAUCGUGCGGCUGGUACCUUCAGUAUCGGUCGGUCAACGGUUCCGGGUGCUUCAAAAAGGACCGCCUGGACCUGGAACGAAGGGACGCAACCAAGGGCUACGUCCACCCUCCUAAAAGCAGCUUGUACGUCAUAAGCAGUCGAGGGAAUGAGGAGUUCGCGCCUCAGGCAGUCUUCCUGAAUUUGAGACUAGGCGAGACUUUCGCCUUUCCCAUAACCUUCAAACCGCAGCGCCCAUCGUGGGGCAAACGGGCCGUCGAACUCCAACACAACUACCACAAACCCAGGAUAAAGCUGGCGUUUUUCAGCGACUGCGGUGGUCAACACGAAGAGGCGAUCGAAACCAGCAAGUGUGACAACGUCGAGUUUGGUAAAUCCGUGGAGUUUGUGGUCAAAGUCCAGCAAGUGGUUUGCGCGAAACGUCAACCCGAGAAGAUCAAAACGGUAGAGAUCAGCGCUGCCCCCAGUGGUGCCACCUUCCGGCUGAAUUUGUACGUCCACUGCAACUGUCCUUGCGAGAUGGAAGGCACGAAGGGCAAUCCGGAACUACCCGAAGAAGUUCCGGGGUGUCGCGGCAGGGGCGAGUUCGUGUGCGGGGUGUGCUAUUGCAACGAGGGGUGGGCGGGGGACAGUUGCGAAAUUAACACGACGAACGUUAUGACGUGAUCAAUAAAUCAGUAGAAAACUAUUGGUGUAGUUCCAUGAAAACUCCCCCUCGUUCCGUCUGUCUGUCUGUCUAAAUUUGAAAUUGCACAAAUUGCUCUGAAAUGCACUCCGAAAUAACCUUCGACGAAUUUUUCUUUUCCA
Molecule: messenger RNA, 1595 nt
Organism: Zophobas morio
Lineage: Eukaryota; Metazoa; Arthropoda; Insecta; Coleoptera; Tenebrionidae
Exons: 4
Coding region: 681-1454 (257 amino acids)
Biological process (GO): cell migration; cell-matrix adhesion; integrin-mediated signaling pathway
Cellular component (GO): focal adhesion; integrin complex; cell surface
Molecular function (GO): integrin binding
Source: RefSeq, a predicted model, not a curated record